AUUGCGAUUGAGAAAGACGAUCGAUCGAGGUGCGAGCGCGAGGCCCUCGAUUCUUGAUUGAUCUUCAUUCGGUCGCAGCAGUCAAGAGUCUGAGUGAUGCGCGAAGCAAUAAGCUGAACGUCCCGCCCCGCUCGCUCGGCCCGGCCCGGCUCGCUCAACAAAUGGAGAGUCUCCGCCAUGCCCCUCGCCCGCGAGGAUUCGCGAUUCUAAUGAAUCGCACGCGGCGUGAACGUCGAGGUGGUCGGACGCUGUGUGUAGCCAAGUGUUUGCUCAAUGGUGCUGACUACAGACGAGCUCCAUUCUCCUUCCAACCACCCACAUCUUGUGCAAAUUCCUCGCAGUCGACAACUCCUGGCACACCUCUUGACACCAGCUUCCCUUGCACUGACGCUUCGUUCCACUGCAUUUCACGAUCGCCCCCCUCCCUAAGGGCCUCCCACAGUCACAAUGCCUUCGUCAAAAGAAAAGCAAGCGGCUUGGAUCGCAGCAAACCGAGACUAUCUGAUCACGCGGCUGAAUGCUGAUAGUCAUCGGCCAUACUUUCCACAGCAUGCAGACGGGAGUGUGGCGAAAGAGCUGGGAGAAAUGACGUACGAAGAAGUGGCCAGGCGCUUGUUGCAGCUCACCUACCUGUCAGGCCGAGGCUGGAUAGAUUCAUCUUGGCGCCUACUCAUGGGCGAUUGGUUGCGCAGGACCGAGGAACGCUUCGUCAAGGUGGAUCCUGGCACGAGCGCUCCAAAGACUUCUGCCAUACAAUCAUACAUCGAAUUGGACGAGGGCACGCCGGCGUUGGACAGAUUCUUCGAUGCCUACCCAAGGGCCAAAAGGGCAAUCCUGGCUGCUGAAGAUGUCAGCUUGUUCAUCGAAAUGUGCAGGCGAAGGGGAACCAAGCCUGUGCCAUUCAUUCCUAUUCUCGACUCUGAUCUCAAGACGUGGUUCAAGAAAGACUCGCUCUGGCAGAGCGAAGACCUGGAUGCCGUGGUUGAUCGUGAUCCUCAAAGAGUGUUCAUCCUGCAAGGACCAGUGGCUGCUCGCCACUCCACCAAGGCUAACGUUCCCAUCAAGGAGAUGCUAGGCGAUGUGGAGCAAGGCCUCAUAACGAGAAUGCUGCAACGGUACUAUGACGGCGACGAGAGCAAGGUACCCUCCGUGGACUAUUUGGGUCCUCAGCCUCCAGCUCUCAACACUGCUGCUUUGCUCAAGCAACACGACAUCAAGGCGACCCAGGGCGCCGACGGUCGCUCCAUGACGUAUCAGCUAGGGUCGAAUCUUCCCCCGUCAGAUGACUGGCUGGAGUUGCUUGCUGGCCGCUCCGCUGGAUGGUUCAGAGCUCUGCUGCGGAGCGUCAGCAUCGUGCAGGGCAAAAGCUACGCGGACAAUCCGAUUUCGCGCAUCCUUGCACCUCGCAAGAAUCAGCAGGUCGAGAUCACGAUGGAUCCAGUCUCUGGCAGGCCACUUGGACUGAUAGCGCGAGGAGCCGCCCGCUCGUACGGGCCCCACGACCCAAGCUUUAAGAGUGUUGAAGUCUCUCGAGACGCCGACUUGAUCAAGGUCUUCAUUUUUGAGCAAGUGAAGGGAAAGAGCGUACCUCUGGAGCUUCAAUUCCGCUACGUCCCAUCACAAGCAUUUGCGCCAAUCCACGAAAUUAUGGCGGGACGCAACGAGCGCAUCAAGACCAUGUACCGGGGCGUCUGGGGUCUUGCUCCACGCGCAGCAUCGCAAGCGGCGCAAGAGGUCUACACUUCUGAGCCUCAGCUGCUCGACGCGCAACUCGUUUCAACGUUUUGCCGCGUCGUUGGCCUUAAUAAUACUGCUUACCACGAGCAAGUCAGUGCUCCUCUUGAUGCGGCCAUCAUCAUCGGAUGGGCGCCCAUCAUGGAGGCUGCCAUGUCCGUGGACGCCGACUUGCUGCGACUUGUGCACCUCAGCAACAGCUUCAAGCGCCACGCUGGAGCAGACGUGCUGCGCAUCGGAGAAAAGUACACUUCGAGCGCAUACGUCAGUUCGAUUCGCAUCACGCCCACCGGCAAGUCGGUCAGCGUGCUCGGCACGGUCUCGUUGCAGGACAAGGCGACGGGUACGUUGCACCCAAUCGUCGAUGUCGAGAGCUCGUUUUUCUUUCGCGGAGCAUUUACAGACUUUGGCACGACGUUUGAGAAGAGCGAAGAGCGCUACAUUGUCGAAAUCAAGUCGGCAUCGGAUGCCGCCGUCUUGCAGAGCAAGGAGUGGUUCACUUGGACCGGCACCACUCCACUCAAAGCUGGACUCAAGCUGGAGCUGCAUGUCAAGUCGGACGUCAAGUUUGGCAACGACGCGUCUUCCUUCCAGGAGGUCGAGGUCGAAGGAGGCGCAUACAUUCGCGACAUUGUCGACGGCAAACUGAUUUCCGUGGGUGGGAUCGAAUACAUUGCAGAGGGCAAGAGCUACGGCAAUCCUGUCGUCGAAUACAUUAAGCGGCUGGGAGGCAGCACGCUCGGUCCUGUUCCCUUGGAAGGCGGUGGAUACUCGCUUCUAGUCGGCGCCGAGUCAUCGACGUUUGUUGCGCCCGCUACCAACGCGCCGUAUUCGGCUGCCAGCGGCGAUUACAAUCCCAUCCACACCAAUCCCUACUUUUCCGACUUUGCCGGGCUUCCUGGUACGAUUACCCACGGCAUGCAUUCUUCGGCAGCUGUUCGACGAAUCACGGAGGAAGUGGCAGCAGAAGGGCACCCGGAACGUUUCCGUUCCUACUCGGCCAACUUUACCGGCAUGGUCCUGCCUGGCGACACCCUCGAGGUCAGCUUGCGCCACAUUGCCAUGCACGAUGGCCGCAAGAUUGUCAAGGUGUCGGCCGUCAAUCAACGCGGAGAGAGCGUGCUAGAGGGUGAAGCGAUGAUGGACCAACCUCCUACGGUGUACACUUUUACGGGCCAAGGAUCGCAAGCCGUCGGAAUGGGCAUGGAUCUGUACGACAGCUCGCCCGUCGCCAAACAGAUUUGGGACAGGGCAGAGCGCCACCUACAGACCACCAUGGGCAUCAGCGUUCUGGACAUUGUCAGACACAAUCCCAAAUCGCACACUUGCCAUUUCGGAGGCGUGGCCGGCGCCCGAAUUCGAUCGCAAUUCAUGGGCAUGUCCUUUGAGGGACCAGAGGGGAUCAGCAGACCCCUGUUUCCGGAGAUUACAAACACGAGCACUAGUUAUACCUUUGACUCUCCUGAUGGGCUCCUCUUCAUGACUUCCUUUGCGCAGAUCAGCAUUGUGCUGGUCGAAGUGUGCGCCUUCAACGACAUGAAGUCGCGGGGACUCAUUGAUCCCGAGGCGCCAUUUGCUGGGCAUUCGCUGGGCGAAUACGGCAGUCUUGCAGCAGGAGGCUGUCUGUCCAUCGAGGACCUGUGCGACGUCUGCUUGCGUCGAGGUCUGACGAUGGAAAGAGCCGUGGCGCGCGACGAGCAUGGUCGAACAGAUUAUGGACUGAUGGCCGUCGCGCCUGCACGCAUCGGCCUCACCGACGAGCUCUUUGCCCACAUCGUUGGCGAGAUUGACGGAUUCAACGGAAGCUUUGUCCAGGCUAUCAAUUACAAUGUCGCCACGCUCCAGACCGUCGUUGCGGGUAACCUGAAGGGCUUGCAGACACUCACGCAUACUCUCAACGGCAUCGCCGCCGCUCUCAAGUAGGCGACCGCGCGCUCCUCUCUUUUGUCGUUCCCCCAUCGUUAGGUCACCCGUAUGUCCACAUUGCGCAUGAUUACAAUAGAUAGAUGGUUGUGAGCAGG
This is a messenger RNA of Ceraceosorus guamensis, 3755 nucleotides long. RefSeq lists its product as hypothetical. The record is from RefSeq and is a predicted model, not a curated record. The coding region runs from base 448 to 3657 and encodes 1069 amino acids. The transcript is spliced from 6 exons. Gene Ontology annotation, molecular function: enoyl-[acyl-carrier-protein] reductase (NADH) activity; fatty acid synthase activity. Lineage: Eukaryota; Fungi; Basidiomycota; Exobasidiomycetes; Ceraceosorales; Ceraceosoraceae. Gene Ontology annotation, biological process: long-chain fatty acid biosynthetic process. Gene Ontology annotation, cellular component: fatty acid synthase complex.